AAAUUGAGGCUCCAGAUAUCCUGUGUCCAUCGAGUAGAACUACAUCUAAGCCCGGAGAGCGAGAAGCUCUAUUCCGUUCCUCUCUAGACUUCGAUCGUCCACGGGCUUGUCAUGUUCCAAGCAUUGCUUGGCCGUGGGUAGAGGCUCAGCAAGUGCGAUUAGACAUGAACAACAAAGUCCAGUCCACAAUGGACUAUGACCGAACACAAGCUCGAAAUUUCCAAUCAGAACACAAUAAUAACGUGCUCAAUAAUGACUGCAUGAGAAAAAGAAUGCUGCUUCGAGGCGAAGUCGAUCUUGAAGAAGCACUAGAAAGCGAGGAAGAUAUGAGGUUAGCGCUGCAGUACCCUUUGAAAAUGGGCGAAUUCUAUAAAGAGAUGGCAGAACGGUCCGAAGAGAUUCAGGAGCUGGUUGCAUCACAUUUCGGUCUUAAACGUAACGAGUCAGCAAAGAUCACUGUCGGGAAACCCUUUUCGGCAGACAACAAAGAAAUAUGGCAACAUGGAAGCUUUAAUCUUUGCAUUCGCGUGUCAACCGAGGUCAAAGGUUUGCCAAGAUGGCUGGCAUUUAGAGUACCUUUGCCGUUUAAGCUGGGCGACAAGACUGCAGAAGGAAAAGGGAACUGUGAGGAGAAGCUGCGAUCUGAGGCUGCAACACAUAUCUGGAUCCGGGAACACUGCCCGGACAUCCCAACUGCUAAGCUCAAAGGGUUUGGGUUGCCUGGUGGGUUAAGUUUUUUUGAGUCAAAGUAUCUCUCUUUCUGGCUUCGAAUUAAAACCUCAAUCUGGAGGGUUUGCAGCUAUCUCCUUCGGGGUUCGCGCUUCUGUGAAUAUAUCCCACAGAGGAGAUCGACCUUUUUGGAACAUGGAUAUAUCAUCACCGAUUGGAUUGAAAAUCAGGAUGAGCGCCUUCUCUCCUCACGAACCCUAACGCCAGAGCAGACUUGCAACCUCUAUCGGAGCAUGUCGCAGAUCAUGCUAUCCCUUAGCAGAGUCUCGCAACCACGCAUCGGCUCCUGGACAAUUAAUGAUCAUGGUCAGAUCAGCUUGUCAGGUCGUCCAUGCAUGUUACAUUUAUUUGAGCUGGAGAACGCCGGAAUUCCCACUCAUAUCAAACGCAACAUAACAUAUACAAAUGCAGAUAGCUUCUACCUGGACAUGUUAUCUUGUCACAAUAAGCGCUUUGAAAUUCACCCUAAUGUGGCUCAGGACAGAGUUGAUGCACAAGGGGUAGCGUCUGACUUAGUUAUGAUGCAAAUCCUUUUCCCUCAAUUCAUCGAUCGCCGCCUGCGGAAUGGCCCUUUUCUCAUGAGACUAACUGAUGUGCACCCUAGCAACGUUUUUGUCGAUAAGGAAGGGAAGGUCUCACAUAUUAUAGAUCUUGAAUGGGCUUGCUCUUUGCCUCUGACUUACCAGCUCCCACCGCUUCGGCUAUUUGGUGAAUUUCCCGAGAGUCCCGAUGACCCGAAUUAUGAAGCAUUUUGGACAGCCUACAAUGAGUUUGUUGCUAUAUUUCAGCAAGAAGAGCAAUCCAGGGGCUUACUCGACGACAACGGAAUAGCUUAUUCACAGGCAAGCAUGAUGAAGGAGGCGUUCGAGACCGGCCGAAUCUCAUACCUAUAUGCAUUACAGAAUCCGCUAGGCUUGUUUAAUAUUGUCAGAUGUCAACUAAAAGGUUUCUUUGAUGAGGUUCCAAAAGAGCAAUUAAAUUCUACUCUUUCGCGAUUCUGGACAGGCAAUAUGGGCGAGUUCAUGUCAAAAAAAUUGGAACAGUUUGAGACUUAUAAGCAAGAAGUCAUUAGCAUUUUUAACAGCGAUAGAUCCCUAUUCAUUUAACUUUGGAAAGAAUACAAGAGGGAACGUGUCUCAUCAUAUCUCUACUCCCUAGUCUCAAAUGAAAUAGGCAUUUGAAGAGUUCUCCUUUGGGGGAUUUUCAUUCGCAUCACCCUCA
This is a messenger RNA of Xylona heveae TC161, 1950 nucleotides long. RefSeq lists its product as hypothetical. The transcript has 2 exons. NCBI's taxonomy places the organism in Eukaryota, Fungi, Ascomycota, Xylonomycetes, Xylonales, Xylonaceae. Bases 189 to 1835 code for a protein of 548 amino acids. The record is from RefSeq and is a predicted model, not a curated record.